GCAGCUAAAGUGAAGCAUUGUGAGGUGAUCAGUGAGUGGACAGAAGCUAUCCGGAAUCACUUUUGGUUUGUGUGCCAAAGUUGCAAUGGUGAUGAAGAAAAACUAAAGGUAAUGGUUUUUCAGUUGCAAAGAUAUCGCAUACAGUUUAUGUAGGCUAUUUUCGUUCCAUAUUUCUUUUGGCAAAUAUCAUGAAUACAAGUACCAGUAUUUAUUUUGGAUGUACAGUAUAUACUAUUAUUUUAUUUUCCAAUGCAGUCCAGAGACGGAUUUUCAUAUUUUCGUUCGGGGGGUGGAUAAAUAUCUGGUGAGGGGGGGAGGGGGGUGCUGCUGCUUGCUUUGGCCGGAGCGUGGUGGCAACGCCCGGAAAGGCAAAGGAAAAAGUUUAUCAAAUUUGUUUUCUAGGCCUGCAUGGCGAGAUCUGAGACCAUAAUAUUGGUAAUUUUACAAAUUUAGUAGUAAGAAUAAUCAAAUAUGAAACUAUCAAAUCAAAAUAUAUGUAAUUUGCGGGGGUGCCAAAUGCCUAUGGGGGGGUGCAAAUCAUUUCUGGGGGGGAGCGCACCCCUCCGCACCCCCCAGAAAAUCCGUGCCUGAUGCAGUCUUUCAUUUUUUUAGGACAGUUGGCUUGGGGUUUUGCACCACAUUGCUGGCGAGCAUGAGUGGGUAGAUGGGGAGUGCGAGCACGGGCCAUUAGUGGCAACUGAAGUGGACAAGACGUAUUUGGAUAAAAACUCCAAGGCCUUUGAGAGUCUCCGAAAGGUGAUACUCGACCAAAAAUUUCUAAAAAGUUUACCCAAAUACGUCACAUUCAGGUAUGUUCUAAUUAUGAGGAAAAUGUAACUUUCUAAUGCAAAAAGGACUUGAGAAUUUCAACUCCAUGCUAUUGAAUUAUGCACCAAAAAGAGUGGGAUUCUAGUAAAUGCAUUUUCAAAUUAGUAAUGGCAUUAUUGUGAAAAACUAACCACUACCGUGAAACAAAUUUUAAAAUAAAUUCAGUAUUAACAUUUCAUUAUUGUAAAAUUUUUAAUUUUGCUAUAGAAAUGAAGCUUUCGUUGGUCGGACCUAUCUCGCAGCUAUCGACCACAACUCGCACACAUUUCGUAAAGCAGCAAUUACAGAUGAUGGUAAACCUAAAUACAACAAGGUUUACAGCAAAAGAUCUCGGAAUUGGAGAAUAACAGCAGUUAAAGACCCAAAGACAUACAAUUUUUGGCCCACUUUAGCAACACGAAUUUAA
Paramuricea clavata is the source of this 1234-nucleotide messenger RNA. NCBI's taxonomy places the organism in Eukaryota, Metazoa, Cnidaria, Anthozoa, Malacalcyonacea, Plexauridae. The record is from the annotation of a GenBank genome assembly.